GGGGGGGCAGCGGGAAGACGGUACCGGCGGCUGUGCCCCGGGCAGGGCCGGCCUUGUGCUGUUUUGCCACAGGAGAAAAAUGGCCUCUCGGCGGAUCACACGGGAGACGUUUGAUGCUGUGGUGCAGGACAAAGUUAAAAGGUAUCGCAUGGACCGGAGCGAUGCCAUAGGGGACGCCAUCCAUCAUUUUAAAGCCCAUUCAAGGCCGGUCCCAAGACCAAGAUACGAAGACACUUUCCACGAUGAUGGAAGAUACGCUCACGACAACGCCCAGCACCAUCCUCACGAUGACUGGAGUGAAGACCCUAGAGAUGACUAUCCAGGACCUUCUUACAGAUCUGCUAGUCCUCUCAUAAGGAAAGAUAACUAUUACCACGAGCAGUACGGGCGUCCGGCUUCGCACGACCGGGAGUACGGGCGUCCGGCUUCGCACGACCGGCAGUAUGGCCGUCCAGCUUCGCACGAUCGGGAAUACGGGCGUCCGGCUUCGCACGACCGGGAGUACGGGCACCCAGCAUCUCGGGAUCGGGAAUACGGACGCCCAGCUCCUCAUGACCGGGAGUACGGGGGCCUGGCUCCUCACGACCAGGACUAUGGCCCUCCUGACUCCUGGGAAUCCACCGCUCCACACGAAACGGACUUCAGUUCUUCAGAUAUUUUAGGUGAUUUUAGGUCACCGGGACUGAUGGAAGAUGAAUACGGCAACAUGGAAAAUCAGGAGUAUGAGGUGGACUUUGGAAUUCAGUCCGACAGUGAGUUUCGACCCCCGAUACGGAGGGGUGCCAUGGGCAGGGGAAGAGUUCUGCGAGGAAAGCGUAUCGCAAGGGGCGUUGUGAAAACUAAAAUAUUUAAAGGAGAUAUCAAAACUCCCCUAAAGAAAUGGAACACUAAAAAGCUGCCGCCGGGCCCUGACCAGAAGCCGACUUUGCAACCUGAUCAAAUGCCAGAAGCUGCUGAGCGGCCCAACCAGAGGCCGGUGACCGUCCAGCGCCCUAAUCCAAAAUUGCCUCCACGACCCAAUCAGAGGCCACCUUUAACAACCCAGAGACCUAUCCUCAGGCUCCCAAAGCCUGCCCACGUGUUCAGAAAUCUCAAUUUUGACCUUGUGGAUAAAUCGGAUAUUUUUUCAACCUUUGGAAUAGAAAUUAUAAAAUGGGCUGGGUUCCAUGCAAUAAAAAACGAUGCUGAAUUUUCCCGCCUCUUUGGAGCUCUCUUUGAGCUAGAGACAGAAACCUGUGCAAAAAUGCUUGCUUCAUUUAAAUGCUCUUUAAAGCCAGAACACAGAGAUUAUUGUUUCUUUACCAUCAAGAGUUUACAACACGCUGCUCUGAAAACUCCCAAGGUGGACAAUGAGUUUUUAAAUAUGCUCUUGGACAAGGGGGCUGUGAAAACCAAGAACUGCUUCUUCGAAAUAAUCAAACCUUUUGAUAAAUACAUCAUGAGGCUCCAAGACCGCCUCCUGAAAGGUGUUACGCCGCUGCUCAUGGCCUGCAAUGCUUAUGAAUUAAGCAUUAAAACGAGUGGGUUUGGUAAUCCAAGAGAAAUGGCAAACGCUUUCGAGACCACUGUUUCUCUUUGUCGUAAGUCCUUGGCCCUUCUGGGUCAGACCUUUGCCCUGGCGUCUGUUUUUAGGCAAGAGAAAAUACUUGAAGCCGUAGGGCUCCAGGAAAUGGCUCCGGCACCAACUCUCUUCCCAAACUUUGAUGAUUCAACGUUGUUUGGAAGAGAGUACAUUGAAAACUUGAAGGCUUGGUUGGAGAAGAGCGGGUACCCGAUUCAGAUGAAGAAAGCGGAGCCAGAGCCCGCGGCACAGCUCGAUAAACCCUCUCCUGACACAAACCUGAAAACCCCGCAGCGAGCUGAUCGGAAGGUUGUAGAGACAAUUGACCAGUUAGUGAACAGCAUCGUUGCAGGAACCUUGUCUGCCAAAGAGAGAAAUGCUCAAAAGAACUGUCCUGAAUAUUGGUUCUUGUCUGAUGAAGAUAGCCUGGAAUACAAGUAUUACAGACUGAAGUUGUCAGAGGUGCAAAGGCGGGCGUCAGCUGGAAAGGAAGCGGGGGGCGAGGGCAGGACGCUGGAAGAAGCCGCAACGGAGUCAGUCAGGGCCAUGCUGUACGCCAGGAAAGUUGCAAGUAUUAAGAGAAGGCUAUUUAAAAGAAAAAGGCUUGGAGUUAUCACCCAACAUGGUAUUCGAGGCAGGAGGGCGAGGAGGGCAACCACAGGGACACAGACUGUGCUCUCAGCCGGGACGGUGCUGAAGCACCAGGACAAACAUCUUCAAGGUACAGAUCAGUCAAAGCCUCCCGUAGCAGAAGCCAGCCCGGCUGAGAAGAAUCCUGCCCUCGAUGCCACCUCAUCCUCACAGUGUGCCCCCACUUCAGAGGUCUCUCUGCCAGCAGAAGAAAGGGCAGAUUCUGAGGAUUUAUUAGCACCCCCUGAACUUUUCCCACCAUUGUCCUCCCAGUUUCCUGACGUGGAUGCUAAAACCAUGGAAACCGCCGAGAAACUUGCCAAGUUUGUUGCUCAGGUAGGACCAGAAAUUGAGCAGUUCAGCAUAGACAACAGCGCGGAUAACCCAGACCUCUGGUUUCUACAGGAUCGAAACAGUUCUGCUUUCAAAUUUUACCGAAUGAAAGUCUAUGAGUUAUGUCCGUCGAUUAACUUCAGCGCUGUGUCAGAAGCCACUGAUGCUGGGGAAGGUGCUAAACCUGAAGAAAGGAAUUUGGAUAUUUCAGAAGAGGAGGAGGAGGAGGAAGAAGAAGAGGAAGAAGAUAAUGAGGAGGAAGCUGAGUUUGAGGAGGACAUCUCCCAGCCUUUGGAAGAGAUGGAAAUGGAGCAAGCAGAGGAGGGAGAAGAGGAUGACAUCUCAGCAGGUAGAAGUGUGGAAAACCUAGCUGAAGAGAUGAUUUCCAAAACGGGAGAGGAAAUUGCAGGAGGUGAAAUGCAGCUAGCCACAUCAUCUGAUGGUGCUGUACCAAAUCUGUCGACACAGGCAUCGGCUCCUGCUCCUGGUACCCUAUUUCCUCGCAAACGCAUCAGCAGCAAGUCUCUGAAAGUUGGUAUGAUCCCCGCCUCUAAAAGGAUCUGCCUCAUAGAAGAACCAAAAGUGCAUGAACCUGUCCGAAUUGCUUAUGACAGGCCUCGUGGCUGCCCAGUUACAAAGAAGAAGAAGAAACCAAAAGAUUUAGAGUUUUCACACAAGAAGCUGACAAACAGGAACGUGGGCUUCCAGAUGCUGCAGAAGAUGGGCUGGCAGGAAGGACACGGCCUUGGGACACGAGGAAAAGGAAUCAGAGAGCCUGUAAAAGUGGGUGCUACCUCUGCAGGGGAGGGCUUGGGUGUUGCAGGGGAAGAAAAUAAAGAAGAUGCAUUUGAUGUUUUCCGUCAAAGAAUGAUACAAAUGUACAGGCAGAAAAGAGCAAGUAAAUAGGUUUGAAUUAAGAGACUCGCUCGCUAGAAAGUGCACGGAUAUGCAAAGGCUGCUGUGAGACAGAUCCUCGGCAGAGGAUGCCAGUGUGAAGAACGCUUUGUUCUAUAGUAGUGGACUUGAAUACUAAUGUAUUAAACCAUUUUUCCAAGAUUAAAGUUAGUCUUGUAUUCAGUGGUGCAAGCUAACAACUUGGAUGUCAUCUUCUGAGGAAGAAACAACUGAUUUUGUUCUCGGAAGUGCCUGUUUACCUCUCUCUUUGGCCAAGUUUGCCUGUUUUGUGAUGCGAUGGCUUCCCGAAAAACCAAAUAAGCAACAUGGAAAAGAAAUAAUGCCUGGCCUGGUUUGGCUCUGAUCCUCUUGCAAGCCAAGAAUCUUCUCAAUUUCCCAUCUUCUUGCAAGGAAAUUCAGAUUUUAUUUUACUACGUUUUAUUGACGGGCUUAAAUCUGCUUCUGGAGUCUGCAUAAAGCAGUUUCCUCCACACACCAAUUUUAAGAAGAGUCCACCCGUGUGUUUAUUUUGUGUAGGAUUCUAGACUUUAGGUGUCGGAUGAAUAACUGAGUUCAUCCCAGUCUGAGAACACUAAACUCUUCCUUGAAGAGCUCAGCUGCGAAGGUUUUUCAUUGUAAUGAACAAGCAGUACGUAUUUUCAGUGUCCUUUUUGGUUUUACACAAAUUUGCAGCUCUUCCGCAACAAAUUCUUGAAUCAUUUCUUUCCUUCUCAAAGAAAUUUGUCAUGAGCAGGCGCAAUUCAUGUGUCUGCAGAAAAUGCUGAAGAAGAUACCGGGAAGUCAGAUAUUUCAAAGUCAUCUGGGAGUGGAUCAUCAGUGUUAUAAGAGUUUAGAGUGUCAUUUCUUUUUUCUAUUAAAUAUUUGCUUUGCAGAAGUUCUUUUAUUGAAAAGUCCUAAGAAAUAAGACAAAAAGCUUGUACUUUUAAGGGACUAUUCCGGAACUUACUGAAGGAAAAGACUGGAUUAAGCUCCUGUUCUUCAACAAAAAGCAUUUCCCUACCUGCUCAGUGAAGCAGUUCUGAAGACAUGAAAGAUUUAGGAGCGUUACCACAAAUAAAAACAUUCUUAUCAUUCAUCUUUUUUUUUUCCAACUUAAGGGAUCUGUGACUGAGUUACUGACAGCGACACCGUUUAAUAAUCGCGCUUUUCGGUGUGCUCGUUCUCCAUCGUUACCUUUCAAAAACUAGUCAAAAGUCUUCACUUGAACGUUGCGGCACCAAAACCUCCUUGGCUGAUGUUCUCUUGAACGAGUUUUAUCUUGAGCUGACGCAUGGUUUGCUUUGCUGGGAGCGAGCUCUGUCUUGCUGGUGUUCUCAUCCUGCUUCUUGUAGAGCAAAGAGCUUGUGGUACCCCACUAAUAGUGGUACCCCACUAAUAGCACCCCCCACUAACGGGGCAGCACCUCCAGGGUGACAAAUAUGGAAGGAAAUGUGUUCCUUGGUUAUCAACUUGCCUGUGCCUGCUGUUUAACGAGCAAAAUUGAGAUUCUUUCUCCAUUAAAAAUCCUACUGGUUGAAAGGGAGUGGCUUCCUUUGAAUUCUGGAGCAACAAAGUUCUCCUGGCUUGUAACAACCAGUCUGAGUUUGUUUUGGUUUUUUUUUUUUUUUUUUUUCAUUUGAAUU
Molecule: messenger RNA, 5061 nt
Organism: Calidris pugnax (ruff)
Lineage: Eukaryota; Metazoa; Chordata; Aves; Charadriiformes; Scolopacidae
Gene: SUGP2
Product: SURP and G-patch domain containing 2
Exons: 10
Coding region: 80-3430 (1116 amino acids)
Biological process (GO): RNA processing
Cellular component (GO): nucleoplasm
Molecular function (GO): RNA binding
Source: RefSeq, a predicted model, not a curated record